CUGACCAGGGCACUAGUCUGUCUCUCGCGAUACGGCGAGAACCUGAUCAUAAAUGCAAGACAAGACACGUUCACUCUGUCUACCGUCAACUCGUCACAAUCAGCAUAUUGCAGAUUCAGAUACACCAAAAACUUUUUUUCAAAGUACUAUGUAGGCAACAAAAGGGGCUCAGGCGGUACUGAAGAACCACCACCCACAACCGGGCAGCUAUUGACCAAGUCUUUGCUGUCUAUUCUGAAACAUAAGACUUUUGAUAAGACGGUGGAAAAAUGCGAGCUGUCGAUAGUCGACCCCGACGGAGCACAAGACCCAGACAAUGAGGAGGUGGACUCCCUUGAGAGCAAAAUGAUCGUGCGUUUACACUGCAAACAUGGUGUAAUUAAAACGCACCGUCUCCUGCUAUCGACCCCCAUCGCGCUGUUAGCACCUGAGGUGCCUGACACCUCGUACAAAUCGCAAGUGUCCAUUGGACCGAAGGCUGUGCGGGAUAUCAUCGAGCAUUUCCCGCUCGCCAAAGGCAGCAAGAGCGACCCACAGCUAGUAUGGACUUUUGGAGACGACGAGGUAAAGGUCAAAAGUAUUGAGACGUCGCUCGACGCGAAAGGCAAAGCACAGCUCUCCACCGAGCUGACUAUCAGCGCUGAAGAAUUUGAGCAGUAUGAUAUAUGUGAUGUGCCCACUACCCUUGCUUUCCAUCUACGCGAACAGGCCACUAUCGCAUUCGCAGAAGCAGGAUCCCUCUCUCUCAGUAUAGAGUUCACAGAUACUACGUCACCUCUCUACAUCGCACUCGACGGGGACUUAUCGGAUAACUUCUUCGUAAUCGCCGCGAGCACCCUG
Messenger RNA from Postia placenta MAD-698-R-SB12, 840 nucleotides. RefSeq lists its product as hypothetical. Gene Ontology annotation, cellular component: checkpoint clamp complex. Gene Ontology annotation, biological process: mitotic intra-S DNA damage checkpoint signaling; DNA replication checkpoint signaling; DNA repair. Lineage: Eukaryota; Fungi; Basidiomycota; Agaricomycetes; Polyporales; Adustoporiaceae. The record is from RefSeq and is a predicted model, not a curated record. The transcript is spliced from 5 exons. The annotation marks the transcript as partial.